Messenger RNA from Anarrhichthys ocellatus (wolf-eel), 1656 nucleotides. RefSeq names its product fibroblast growth factor (acidic) intracellular binding protein a (gene fibpa). Gene Ontology annotation, molecular function: fibroblast growth factor binding. Gene Ontology annotation, biological process: platelet aggregation. The transcript has 11 exons. Gene Ontology annotation, cellular component: nucleus. Lineage: Eukaryota; Metazoa; Chordata; Actinopteri; Perciformes; Anarhichadidae. Bases 311 to 1408 code for a protein of 365 amino acids. The record is from RefSeq and is a predicted model, not a curated record.
CGGAAGUCCGUUUAGCGUGCCUGCUGUUGUUGAUAGCGAGCACCCGUAGCGAUACAGUACGCUGCCAUUUCGUAGAUGAUCGUGUUUUAAACCACGCGCGAUCACGUUAAUUUGAUCUUAAUUCACCGUGUUGUUGUCUGGUUGUCAGUGUAGUCUCCGCUGAAGCUGCUAACAUAGCUAGGACAAGAAGCUAGCCUUUAAUGGAGGAAGUUAGCUAGGCGGCUAUAAUGGCCAUAGCCAUUAUAAUCUAACCGUUUACUUUGCAUUUCAGUUUUUAUUUCAGUUUGGUACUUGAAACGCUCAUAACAAGAUGACGAUGGAGCUGGACGUGUUCGUGGGUAACACCACUAUCAUGGAUGAGGAGGUGUACCAGCUCUGGUUGGAUGGAUACACAGUGAACGAUGCAGUGAAGGGACGAAUGGAUGGAGGAGUGAUGGAGGAGUGCGAGGCGAGUGCAGAUGUUCUACUGAGUGACACCAUGGACCAGUACAGGACUUUCCAGAUGUGUGAGCGUCUGCUGCACAGUCCAUCCAAACUAGGCAACCAGCUACUGUUCCAGAUCCCACCUCAUCGACAAGCCAUGCUCAUAGAGAGAUAUUACACCUUCGAUGAUGCAUUUGUCCGUGAGGUCCUGGGAAAGAAACUCUCCAAGGGAACAAAGAAAGACUUGGACGAUAUCGGAGCCAAGACAGGUGUGACACUGAAGAGCUGCAGACGACAGUUCGACAACUUCAAACGUGUUUUUAAAGUUGUGGAAGAGCUGAAGGGACCCCUGGUGGAGAACAUACGUCACCACUUUCUUCUUUCUGACAAGCUUGCGAGGGAUUAUGCUGCCAUUGUUUUCUUUGCCAACAAUCGCUUUGAGACGGGGAAAAGAAAGCUGCAAUAUCUCACAUUCCAGGACUUUGCCUUCUGUGCUGGGCAACUUAUCAGCAACUGGACCGUUGGGGCUGUUGAUAUGACAGUGUGUGACUUUGUAGAUAACAUGGUGGAAGACAUGGACGUGGAUCUCGAUAAAGAGUUUUUACAAGAGCUGAAAGAACUGAAGGUGUUAAUCACUGACAAAGAUCUGCUGGAUCAACACAAAAGUCUGGUCUGUACAGCUCUUAGAGGAAAGACUAAAGCUUUUAAUGAGAUGGAGGCUAAUUUUAAGAAUCUAUCCAGAGGCCUGGUCAACAUUGCCGCAAAGUUAACCAACACAAAGGAUGUCCGAGAUUUUUUCAUUGAUCUUGUGGAGAAGUUUAUUGAGCCGUGUCGUUCAGACCGAUGGACAGCUGCGGACAUUAGACUCUACCUUACUCACUACAACAACUCGGCACACAUACUUGACACAUUCAAACAUCAGGUUGUGUGGGACAGAUACAUGGGUGUCGUCAAAAGCUGUAUCUUCAAAAUGUAUCACGACUGAAGCGGUUUCUUCGCAGCUCGACCCUCAUUUUUCCCCACUUUUCCCUCGUUUUUUUUCUGGCUAUAUCCCCCCCAAAGCCGUUAUCUUAACCCUCGGUUUGUGGUUUUAUCUGUUUCGUUUUGUCAGCGGUGAUGAAUUCUGCUUCUUAAGCCCCAUUAUUGCUUUCAGUCUCCCUGUUUGCACCUAUAGAGUCCCUGCAGUGUCUGUACAUUUGGUUUGUAAAUAAAAUGAACGUAUUUACAUCAAAA